Poecilia latipinna (sailfin molly) is the source of this 2200-nucleotide messenger RNA. RefSeq names its product colon, intestine and stomach enriched 1 (gene cist1). Bases 404 to 982 code for a protein of 192 amino acids. The transcript is spliced from 4 exons. NCBI's taxonomy places the organism in Eukaryota, Metazoa, Chordata, Actinopteri, Cyprinodontiformes, Poeciliidae. The record is from RefSeq and is a predicted model, not a curated record.
ACUAAAACUGCUGCAAAGUAAGAAAUAAACAUCAGCAGAUCAGGAAAUUAACAGGCGCGAUUAGCAAACAGAACUCUGGUGUGAUGGAACAGAAACAAACAGAAAUCAACCCUGGAAGUAAAACCUAAAACAAGGAAAGAGAAAUAAAGUAAAAAAAAAAAAAAACAGGCAAAGAAAGUCCCUUUAAUCAGUGAAAACCUGCUCAGGAGUGAGAAGCUGGCGGCAGCAACGCAAACAAACUCCACUUUGUUCAAAUAUUUGAGCGGCCCGCAGCAUCUGAUAUGUGCCAGCUCACGUUUAUAGCGCUCCUGUUGAACACAUCCUGCUGUCAAGGAUGUGAGCCUGCGGGUUUGUGUUUGAAUGUCACUGAUAUGACGGAGCAGCAAACGCUUCCUCUCUCAACAUGCCAGCAGCGAUGCACCUCACUGUCCUGCUUUCCCUGCUCACAGCGACAGCCUGCCGUGGGAGCACAGUUUCCCCUACUGUGACGGCUACGACUGCUUCCUAUGCUACCCAGAGCUUAACAACAUCAUCCACAGUGGAAACCUCAGCCGUCACACCCCAGCUUCAAACGACGACGCAGACGACCACCAACCUUACUUCAGCUUCACCACAGACAGCAGAGCAGACCAGCCUGAGCAGCGCUACCCUGAACACAACGGUCACGGUCACCCAAACGUCCAAUGAGACCGUCACUCAGAACCAGACGGUCCCGCUGACAUCCGAGUCUCUGAAUGUCACAGCUGGUACCUCAGGAAACAAAACCAGUUCAGAUCUUUCAGGCAACAAGGAAAAUUACAACUUGGCAGAAAAUCCUGGCCUGGUGGCCGUCAUCUGCAUCUUUACUAUUGUCUUUGGCCUCUUACUGGUGGUUAUGAUGGUGAAAUGCGUCAGAUCGUCGAGGUCCGACUUUGAGAGGCUCGAAGACGUUCCCAUGGGUAAAGUGAACGAAGCCUCUCCCUUCGCUCAGUACACAAAAUGACAGAAGACUCUUCACUGGACAACAACUCAUCAACAAUUGUUUCUGGGCUGUCAACAACAGUCAGAAGGGACUCUAAGUUUAAAUAUAUAAUCGUAAAUUGCACUUUUGUCAAUGCUAAUGAAAUUGACUAGAUCAACUUUGACUUGAUUACUUAGCUGCUGGUAAUUCACUUGAUUCAGACGGGGACUCUUAAUCAAAUAACUCUGACCUCGCUCUGCUUUCCUUUCUUUUGAGAAGAGAAUUAGCCUAAAAAAAUAAAUGAAAACAGUGAAAUGUAUCCUUAAAAUCUUCAGUUCUACAUGUAGACUAAUGUAAUCUAAAUGCACAAAAGCCUUUGGGGGGAAAUAUUUUAUUGUGGCCUCUGACGGGUUUUCUUCUAGGAUUUCCAUUUAUCUCCAUUCUUCUUUGGUCACAUCAACUCUGAUCAGUUUCCUUGUAUCUGCUAGGCAAACAUUCCCACAGCAUGAUGCAGCCACCACCAAAUGCCACUAAUAAUUUAUUAUCUAUUAUAUUUACUAAUUGGAUUACUUCAGUAGUUUGCCAUGGAUUUCUGCAGGUAUAGGAGUAAAAGUGGCAGAAUACAAAUGUAUGUAAGACUUUCCACAUUUUAGUUUGCAAGAAAAAAAACAUUUUUUUCUGUUUCCUCUUUUGCUCUGUGGUACUUUUUCUCCAUCACAUAAAAUCCCAAUAAAAACAGUGAAACAUUUGUGGUCGUAAUGUAGCAGAAAGCAAAAUGUUAAAGACAAAUAAAUAAUUUUGCAAGGUAUUGUAUUAUACCUAUAUAAUUCUAUAAUGUGUUUUGAGAAUUUAAAGGUAAAGAUAAUGCUGUGCCAGUUAUUGUGACUGACAGAAUAAAGAUGUUAUCAGUUUUUCAGAUUGUUACAAAUCCAGGCCUGUUUUUUCAGGCAAAAAAAAAAAAAAUCUAAUUAUUAAUCUGUGAUACGAUGCAUGAGUGUUUUGGAAGUUAAUAUCGUAUUAUAUAUGCAAUAAAAAGUGUAGUUUAUAGCUACUUUUAAACUCGUAAAGGCUUUUUAUUACCUCAAAUCCUAAUGGCUUUGCUCUUAAACUCAGAUGAUUUCUGUCUUUAUUUUACACCUCUAAAUAAAUCCCAUUUAAUGUUAACAUUAUUUUAUUACUGGCAUACUGUAGUAUGUUGCUGCUGUAGUAAUGACUUAGUGUGAGUCAGGGGUUUUAAUAAAUUGCAGCUGUUAAAUGAAU